UAUAAUCCACAACUUGUCUUCAUUUGAUCGUCAUCCAUCUUGAGAACUGUCGAAUUUGCGUCACUAGCAGCCCUCGAUAGAUCGGUUGUGUUGACCAAAAUGGAUGACAGCAAGAUGGUGGGAGGCAAAGUCAAGAAACCCGGUAAACGAGGCCGUAAACCCGCUAAGAUUGAUCUGAAAGCGAAGUUGGAGAGGAGCAGGCAGAGCGCCCGGGAGUGCCGAGCCAGGAAGAAGCUCCGGUAUCAGUACCUGGAGGAACUCGUGUCCAGCAAGGAGAGGGCCAUCUGCGCCCUGAGGGAGGAGCUGGAGAUGUACAAGCAGUGGUGUACAGCCAUGGACCAGGGGAAGAUCCCGUCUGAGAUAAAGGCCCUACUGACGGGAGAUGAACAGAAGCCUCCUCAGAGCUCCUCCACCAAGAGCUCCAAGAACAGCAACCAGAGCUAAUGUGUUGGGAGUGCCAGACCAGAACUAGUCUGACUGUCAGUUUGUUAGAGGUGGCAGCCCUGGGUUGUAUUCAUUAGGGAAAUGAUAUCAAACGUUGUGCAACAGAAAACAGGGUGUUCAUAUAAUACCUACCCCCUUUUUCCAUCCUGUUUGUUGCCCUGGUGAAUACGACCCAGAGCGAGUCUGUCUGAUGAAAGGUUCCAGGCCAGAGCUAGGCAGUAGGUACUCGGUCUGUCAUGCCUAGACCGCUCCACUGUAUAAGGCCUCUGUGACAGAGAGUGAAGAGGUGUCUCACCGGUCUGUCUGUUUCAGCCCCCUCUAGAGGAGACGCGCAGCAACAGAACUGUCAGAGACACAUAUCAUUACUAACGCUGGAGGACCUUCAGAAGUAAUAGCUUGUAUUAUUUACAGUUGUAAUCCACAUCACUGGCCUGAUUUAUCAUGCGUGGUUCACUAUUGCAACUCUUGGAUUCGUUAAUGUUAGUAAUGUGAAAUAUUGCUAUUAGUUGC
Molecule: messenger RNA, 954 nt
Organism: Oncorhynchus nerka (sockeye salmon)
Lineage: Eukaryota; Metazoa; Chordata; Actinopteri; Salmoniformes; Salmonidae
Product: cAMP-responsive element-binding protein-like 2
Exons: 3
Coding region: 100-444 (114 amino acids)
Biological process (GO): regulation of DNA-templated transcription
Cellular component (GO): nucleus
Molecular function (GO): DNA-binding transcription factor activity
Source: RefSeq, a predicted model, not a curated record